Molecule: messenger RNA, 925 nt
Organism: Onthophagus taurus
Lineage: Eukaryota; Metazoa; Arthropoda; Insecta; Coleoptera; Scarabaeidae
Gene: Sar1
Product: Secretion-associated Ras-related 1
Biological process (GO): intracellular protein transport
Molecular function (GO): GTPase activity; GTP binding
Source: RefSeq, a predicted model, not a curated record
CGAAUAUCCCUUCUUGUCAUUGUGGCUCAGUUUUGUCCCAGACACAACUGCUUACGUUUUAAUUUCAUAAAAGAUAGAAAAUAAAUCUAAUUGAAAGUUUUGUAAAUAGUUAAAAAUAACCCGUUAGAUAUACAUACUUUAACAGAAUGUUCAUCUGGGAUUGGUUUACAGGCGUUUUGGGAUAUUUAGGUCUUUGGAAAAAAUCUGGGAAACUACUAUUUUUGGGGCUGGAUAAUGCAGGGAAAACUACUUUGUUGCACAUGCUAAAGGACGACAGAUUAGCUCAACAUGUUCCUACACUUCAUCCCACAUCGGAAGAAUUAUCUAUUGGAAAUAUGAGGUUUACAACUUUUGAUUUAGGCGGACACACUCAAGCACGAAGAGUUUGGAAGGAUUAUUUCCCCGCUGUAGAUGCAAUAGUGUUUUUGGUUGAUGCCCACGAUCGAGAGAGGUUCACGGAAAGUAAAAAUGAAUUGGAAUCUUUAUUAACAGAUGAAACAUUAUCAAAUUGUCCCUUGUUAAUACUCGGUAAUAAAAUUGAUCUCCCUGGAGCUGCUUCCGAAGAUGAAUUAAGGCAGGUGUACGGAUUAUUUGGACAAACCACAGGAAAAGGUAAAGUGCCAAGGUCUGAUCUUCCAGGUCGUCCGUUAGAGUUAUUUAUGUGCUCCGUGUUGAAACGACAAGGAUAUGGAGAAGGUUUUCGUUGGUUAGCGCAAUAUAUCGAUUAAAAAUUAAGAAAUUAAAACUAAAAGGAUGGGAAAGGGGUGAUUCAAAGUUGCGACCAUUUUUUUUAUAAAUAAAAGAAAAAGAUAGGAUUUUUUUUUAAACAAACAGAAUCUGUAAUGUAUAUUAAUAAUUUCUUGAACUGGGAAUUAUUAGCUUGUAGGAAAAAAUAAUUUAAAUAAUAUAAUUUAUUUAUGGCUAA